AUGCUCCUCGACGUGCCCCAGGAGUGGUUCGCCCUCGCGCUGGUCGCCGCUCCUCUCCUCGUCACCCUCUGCUUCGUCCGACGCAUCGCCAACCGGCCCGACCACGCCCAAGCGGUGAACCUCUUUGUCUACCCGAUCAAGUCGUGCGCCGAGGUGGCUGUGCAGAGCGCCACGGCCACGCCGCGCGGGUUCGAGGGCGACCGCCUCUUUCAGUGCACGGACAAGCAUGGCAAGUACUGCACUCCGCGCGACGACGACAAGGCCCGGCUCUUCAAAGUAUCGCCGCGCUACGAGGGAGAGAGCCUCGUCCUCAGAGCCGCAAACAUGCCCGAACUGCGCCUCGCGCGUGACGCAAUCGCCGCGCGGGUGCAGUGCGAGGUGUUGUGCGCGCCCAAGCCGCUCACCCUUCUCGACGCGGGCGACGAGGCGGCCGCCUGGCUCGAGGCUGCGACGCAGAUCCCGGGCGUGCGGCUGACUGGCUUGCCUCGCGAUUCGGACCGAGUGGUGGUGGUGAACCAGGACCAGGGCGACGCGGUCCCGACCUCCGGUGCCGCACCCGUCUCGCUCGCCGACGAGGCGCCUUUCCUGCUGACGUCGGUCGAGUCGCUCGCCGACCUGAACGCGCGGCUCAAGGCGCGCGGCAAGGCUGCGGUGGACAUGCAGCGCUUCCGGCCGAACAUCGUGGUCGGCGGGCUGCUGCCGUGGGAGGAGGACACGAUCAAGCGCCUCGCGAUCGACGGCGUCGAGUUCCACGCCUGGCAGCGCUGCGGGCGCUGCAAGAUGACCACCAUCGACCGGCAGACGCUGAAGCACGGGCCGGAGCCGCUCGCCACCCUCUCCACCUUCCGCGAGCGCGAUCACGGCCAGCGUAACUUCGGGAUGCACCUCGUGCCCGCAGAAGGCUGGGCCGGCGCCGGGCGGGUGUCGGUGGGUGGCAGGCUCGAGGUGCUCGAGUACCACGAGGAGCGGCGCGCCGAGUGGCUGCGCCUCUUUCGCGGCCAGUGA
Messenger RNA from Emiliania huxleyi CCMP1516, 1005 nucleotides. RefSeq lists its product as hypothetical. The transcript has a single exon. Gene Ontology annotation, molecular function: catalytic activity; pyridoxal phosphate binding; molybdenum ion binding. The record is from RefSeq and is a predicted model, not a curated record. Lineage: Eukaryota; Haptophyta; Isochrysidales; Noelaerhabdaceae. The coding region runs from base 1 to 1005 and encodes 334 amino acids.